Molecule: messenger RNA, 5588 nt
Organism: Salmo salar (Atlantic salmon)
Lineage: Eukaryota; Metazoa; Chordata; Actinopteri; Salmoniformes; Salmonidae
Product: rab3 GTPase-activating protein non-catalytic subunit
Biological process (GO): regulation of GTPase activity
Source: RefSeq, a predicted model, not a curated record
UAAGUUAUUAUUGCCUGUUUCACAACGGUAUGUGUCGUCACCAAAACACUUAAAGUAAAGAGUGGAAACGGUACAAAUAGUAACGAAAACCACUGACAGCAAUAGCCUGUACACUUCAUUUUUCUACCGAUAUUCCUGGGAACGUUACAGAUAUCAACACAACGUAUCGCCGAGGACUCUAGUCUUGUUUAUUGUAUAGAUUCGCGCUAACUUAAUCGUACUGCAACGUUAUUCCUCCCCUGUUGGACUGUAGCUGCUAGCUAGCCUAGCUGGCUAAUUCCCUGUAUCCGCUCUGGUCGGGACUGCAUCGAAAUGUCCUGCUGCCUGUUCGAGUACUGUCGGGUCCAAGAACUCAAAGCAGUCCGGGAGUUCUUGUUCCAGAGCCAGCAAAACAACAAUUCCUCGGCGGACAGGAAAGGAGAGAAUGAGCUGGCCUGGGAUGACUCCAACUGGGGGUCAUGGGAUAACCCUGAGGCCAAAGAAGUUGGAAGUGGGGACACCACGGGGGUGGAGGAGGACACUGCAGCAGUGAGCGCCCCCUGGCUGCAGGACUGUCUGGUGUCUCUGUCUCCCUGCUCAGACCUGAUGGUCGUCGCCAAAGGCAGCAAGGCUGUGUUUCUCUCAGCGAAGUGGCGAUCAGAUGACGGAGGCAGAGAGGGGAUGGCGCUGGCUGUGUCCUGGAGUGGAACUCUCAGCACCGACGAGGGGGAGAGUGUGAGCAACGUCAUCUGUAUACCUUUGGCCAGCCAGAAGAGAAGUUCCACGGGUCGACCAGACUGGACAUGUAUUGUAGUGGGCUUCUCAUCUGGUUAUGUACGCUUCUACACCGAGAGUGGGGUCCUACUCCUAGCCCAGCUGUUGAAUGAGGACCCUGUGCUGAGGCUCAAGUGUCGCACUUACGAGAUCCCCCGCCACCCCGGUGUCACCGAGCAGCAUGAGGAGCUGAGUAUCCUUUACCCAGCAGCCCUGGUCACCAUCGACGGCUUCAGUCUCUUCCAGUCUCUACGGGCUUGCAGAAACCAGGUGGCUCGAGCGGCGGCAGCAGGCAGUGAGGUGGUCCAGCCUCCUCCUCUGGCCUAUAAGAAGUGGGGUCUACAGGACAUGGAUGCUAUUGUAGACCACAGCAGCGUGGGUAUAAUGACCCUGUGUGUGUUUGACCAGAUGAGGAAUGCGUCUAUCCUGGGGGGUUUCCAUGCCGCUGUGAAGGGCAGCCUCCCUGCCAUGAGUCAGUACAUAACUGUGGGGGGAGGACCCUACACAGGCUUUUACUAUGCCAUAGAGGGCAGCUCCCAGCCUCUCCUCUCCCACGUUGCUCUGGCUGUGGCCAGCAAACUCACAUCGGCCUUAUUCACCGCCGCCAGUGGGUGGCUGGGCUGGAAGAAACAGAAUGAGGAGGAGCCAACUCAGAAACAGAAGCCCAAGGUGGAACCGGCCACGCCCCUGGCAGUCAGGUUUGGUCUCCCAGACUCACGGCGUCAUGGGGAGUCUAUCUGUCUGUCCCCCUGUAACACUCUGGCUGGGGUCACGGACGACUUUGGCAGGGUCAUGCUGCUCGACGUGGGGAGAGGCAUCGCCAUCCGCAUGUGGAAGGGCUACCGGGACGCCCAGCUGGGUUGGGUGCAGGUGUCUGAGGGGCGGGGCGAGUCCUCCCCGUCCGCGCCCCUCCCACGGCGCCACGCUCAGUUCCUGGUCAUCUACGCCCCCAGGAGAGGCAUCCUGGAGGUGUGGGGCACACAGCAGGGCCCCCGAGUAGGAGCCUUCACUGUCGGGAAACACUGCAGGUUGUUGUAUGCAGGCUACCGGCUGAUGGGGGUGAACAGUGUGACCAGUCAGGGCUGGCAGCUCCACACACAGCAGGUGUGUCUGUUCGACCCUGCUACUGGAGCACUACGCACUGUCACUGUCCCCUUCCAUCUGGCCCUCAGUGAUAAGAAGAGUGAGAGAGCGAAGGACCUGCACCUGCUGAAGAGACUGACCACACUACUGAAGAGCAGAGAGUUGGAACCAGAUUACCUGGAGAGCGAGGCCCAGCGUGUACUGCUGGACAUCAAACACCCUGCCAUUAAGAAACAGGCCCUGGAGUCUCUGCUAGCCAAUAAGAAUGCUCCAGUCUCCUGUCUGACCAACAUCACCCGACUCUUACUGGCCAGUCUCAGGGGGAAAGACCGUGAGGCGGUAGAUGAAGCAUUGCUCCAGUUGUGUUCCUCCCAGCUGAAACUGCUCCAGCUCUACACCGACAUCCAACAGCUGCACUCUACUGUGGAGGCUAGCACAGAUGCACACACUAAACCUACGGAGGUUGCCGGUGUAGAGGAGGAGCUGGCCCGUGUCUCCCUUAUCCUGCAGCGCUACACAGAGCUCACCUCCGGCUCACGCCCCUCCGUCUCAUUUGCCCAGGACUCCCCUGACGCAUCACUUUCUGUACGCGGCUUCCUGUCCCAGAUGGAGUGUGAAGGAGAGGAGAUCAGGGUGGUCCCAGGGCCCGACGCAGACUGGACACAACUGGGGAGCUUUCUGUUCUGGGGCUGUCUGACAGGAGAGAGCCCUCUACAGAAAGUCUGUGACACACUACAGGAGACCGGCAUCAGCCCACAGCAUUUACUGUCUCUGCUGCUGAGUGUAUGGUUGCACAGAGAGAAGGAAGUAUUGAAGAAACCAAAGGCCGUCAGACACCUACACACACUCCUCACUGCCCUCAGCUCCAUGAAAGGUGCGGUGGAGUCGUCGUGGGACAUGCAGUGUGUUUCCCCCUGGUGGCAGCAGGUGCGGUCUGCGUGUGUCCAGUCACAAAGUGCUGCUGCUGCCCUGCUGGCUGCAAUAGUGGCUCACCGCGCUGCCAAGGUUAACAUCACCAGCCUGGCCGAGACCAAGUUUCAGUCAGAGUGGGAGGCGGUGUCGUUGGAGCUGGAGCAGUGGGCGGUGUGUGUGAGACAGCUGGAGGACGUGCUGGCCCUGCAGACGCUGCUGUGUGUGGCGCCUCUUAAAGGAACACCAGGGGGCGCCACACCACACUGCUCAGUCAAAGCCCUGCUGGAGGGGGGCCGAGGUGGUAUAGCAGACAGUGUGGCUAAGUGGGUGUUCAGGCAGGACUUGGCCCCUGAGCGGCUGAAGGACAUGCUGCAGAGGAGGGGGGAGACCCAGAGAACAGAACAGCCCUCCCAGCCAGUGCUGAGGGAGAAAAGCCAGGAGGAUGCAGACUUCAAUAAGGCAGCAGAGCUGCUGGUGUCUGUGUGUCAGCGUUUCCCAGACUCCCUUUCUCCUGACCUGCUCUUUGCCCACUGCUGCUGGGAGUACGUGGUGCAGUGGAACAAAUACCCAGAGGAGGGGCGGUAUCUGUGUUGUGCAGUGGAACACCUGAAGCUAGUCUCUAGUCCUCACAUCCAGCUGGGCAUCUCCUCAAUGAUGUGGAACACGUUCAUCGUUAAACGUUUCUCAGCUGCUGCUUUCCUUAUGGAGAAGGUGGGGAAGGCCCCUAAAGACCGCCUGUGUCGACGGGAUGUGGGAAUGGGAGACGGUGCCAUGACGUCAUUCCUCGGCUCCUGUGUUGAGCUGCUACAGAUUCUGAUGGAGGCAGACUCAGGGAUAGAAGAGGUGACCCCUCCAGAGCUGUGUGUGGAGGAAGUGUGGGGGGGAGCGGAGGGUCCUGCCUCCAUAGUAGAGUUAGCCCUGGAGCAGAGGGGAAUCCACUACCCCCUUGUACAACACCACUGUCUCCUGGCCACUCUACUACACACUGCUAUGACCUUCAACCUCCGGGUCAAACCACUCAGUCUGUUCGACAGCAAGGGUAAGAGUGCCUUCUUCAGAGAGCUGGUGUCCAUCCAGCUGAUGCCCAGCGGAGAUAUGGACCCUGGACUGGUCUCUCUUAGACAGGAGUUCCUGCUCAGGGUGUUGACAGGCUGGGUGAAGACCCAGAGUGAGGCAGGGACGGCUCCUGCAUCCACCCGGCUGGACCUUGAGUCAGGGGAUGAGACGUGGCCCUCUCUGUGUCUGGACCUGGGGACCCUGCUGCAAGUCAACCCAGACAUCCUGCGCAGACACCUGGUGUGUGAGCUGUACAACCAGGGCCUGGAUCCCCGGGCAGAGCAGGUGAUGUUGGAGGUGGAGGAUAAGGACGUGUUGGGUUCUCAGCUGUUGGUUCUAACAGGCCAGAGGCUGAGCUACUCCCUGCUGCACACCCAGACCCAGACCAAGCCCGCCAUGGAGCUGCUGGCACGCCUCCCCCCAACACUCUGCACCUGGCUCAAGGCUAUGGAUCCCAGUGAGCUGGGGUGCCCGUCGGUGCCCCUGAGCCAGACCAGCAGGCUGGUGAGCCGCCUCAUAGAGAUCCUACCUGAGAACCACGGCCAGUACAGCCUGGCACUACACCUACUGGAGGCUGUGGAGGUCCUGCAGGAAGAGGACUGAGUGAGAGGGGGGGGGGGAGAGCAAGAGGCUCAGGAAGAGAGAUGGCCUGUGUGCAAUUCCGUUCCUGCUUUCAUUGCUAGCAUCCAGGAUAGGAGUGAGAGAGUGAGGUAGUAAACUGUUGAAGUAGGAAAUAUAUAGGAUUAUACACCUAUCAUGUACAAUACAGGAAGGAGAUGUCAGGGAAAUGGCCACCCUGUUUGAGAGGAGGGAGGCUCAUGUGUUCAGUUGAAAAAAUCUAAUUGUAAAUGAAAGAUGGAUGGAUAAUUGUUUUGUUUGAAGUCUGCAUUUCUGAAGGGGAUAUGCUAUAUGAGCAUGGUGUUAUAUAUCCAUUUGUUUUUGUCACUUCCUACUUAUUUUUUACUUUGUCUGUCAGCUAUACCUAGCAGCCCCUGUACUGCCCAUUAUAACAGACUUAACGAUCCAAUCAAAGUGGGUUGCAGGGUGUGGUUGUGUGCCAUUUCAUUGUUUAGUAAGCAUCCCUUUCUCUUCACCUGUCCCUCAGAUUAGUAAUGAUGAUGUAUGAUAGACAGAAUGGAUGAUCUGGUUAUUUAUACACGCUGCAGUACUGUAUUAGCUGUGACUGUAACCUCUGUACUGUUCUGUAGUUCUACACCCUGGCUGAGGAACCCCACUGGGGGCAGACAGAACAGACUAAAUAGGUUUAAUGCUCAGCAUGGUCUGUCUUUGGUUUCUUUCUCUCUGGGUCUGGGGUAAGAGCAGUCAACGCUGGUCAUGGUGGUACUUUCCAAUCAGUAUUCUCUCCAGACCAUUCAGGUAGACAGACUGUUUAUAACGUUUCGUAAACAUUUGUACAGUAGCUCACUGACCUCAUCCAGAGGGUGAUGGGAAUCACCGACUAUUUGAUGAGUACUGUAAGGUAGCGCAAUUCCCAACAUGCCAUAUCUGGCUUCCAUGUGUAUUGUGUUGGUCAAUAUUCCAACUAAAAUAAAUAAUAAUUCAUUAUUUAAUGAGUUUGGUAUAGGAGUAUAAUACAGAGGUUUGCAUUUACAAGUAAAAAUAUGGAAGAACAAUUACCCAAAACCAUAAUCAUCAUAGUUUGUUAAUGAACUCAAACAUCUCUUCCCCAUUCUUCUUUACUUGUCACAUUAUAACAUGAGUUACAUUAUGACUUCCAUUUGAACAUUAAAUUUGAAUAAAAAUAAAAACCAAAGCACUCAGAA